Messenger RNA from Loa loa (African eye worm), 563 nucleotides. RefSeq lists its product as hypothetical. The record is from RefSeq and is a predicted model, not a curated record. Gene Ontology annotation, cellular component: BLOC-1 complex; BORC complex; gamma-tubulin complex. The transcript is spliced from 4 exons. Gene Ontology annotation, biological process: lysosome localization; endosomal transport. The coding region runs from base 14 to 430 and encodes 138 amino acids. NCBI's taxonomy places the organism in Eukaryota, Metazoa, Nematoda, Chromadorea, Rhabditida, Onchocercidae. Gene Ontology annotation, molecular function: gamma-tubulin binding.
AAUUGUAGGAAGUAUGGCAAAAAUGAUUAAUGAACGGGCUUCAACCAGUGCAGAUGUUCCACCAACUCCUGAAUCGACUACGGUAGCGACACAUGUGCAGCAACUAGCGGACAAUAUGUAUGAAAAAGUUGCGGCUUAUCUUCAAGGACAGAUCGAAGGUACCAUUGCGGAAUAUAAGUUGUUGAAGAACAUGAAUAAUGCUACAAGUCAACGUUAUGAUGACAUGAUGCAAGUGGCUAGUGGUGUUGCGGAGAAGCUGUCACAAUUGAAUUCGAAAUAUGAGACGUUACGUCCAUAUUUGCAACAGAUCGAUGAAGUUGAUGAAAAUACAAGAAGACUGGAGGAAGCUGCCAAUGCUUUGGACCGUUACGUGACUGCCCUGGAAACGAAAUUCCGUGAAAUGCAGCGUGAUGGUGGUUCGCCUAACUAAUUCUGUUAGCAUAUUACCGUUAUCUAUAAUCAGUAUUGCCAACGACAGUCUGGUCAUUAUUAUGAAGUUUUUUAUGGCCCAUUUGAUUCUUUCUCAAUUUAAUGUUCGCUGAUAAUAGUAUUUCAUUUUUUAG